Molecule: messenger RNA, 1935 nt
Organism: Aphanomyces invadans
Lineage: Eukaryota; Oomycota; Saprolegniomycetes; Saprolegniales; Verrucalvaceae
Exons: 10
Coding region: 1-1935 (644 amino acids)
Biological process (GO): microtubule-based movement
Molecular function (GO): microtubule motor activity; ATP binding; microtubule binding
Source: RefSeq, a predicted model, not a curated record
AUGCACCGUAUCCCUUCCACGGAGGACAAGAAACGAGACAGAUCUUUGUCGGUGUCUCUGUCUUCGUCCAGCUUUGUGAGUCCGCAACGCCGACAGCCCAAGAAGAAACCAAUGCUGGACAGGCGAGAAACCCUCCUUGGCUUGUCAGCGACACCGACUGCCCACCCGUUGUUUCCGCCAAGUAUCGAUGCGACGGCAGAAGUACCAGCGAUGGACAACGGGUAUCCCGAGACGCCCGAGUACUUUCGACAGCAACGGAACAAACGCAUUCCCACUGUGCCGCGAGUGUCACCACUUCACGCCAAGGCCAUGCCUUCAACCACCGCACCGGCGCCGGCAUUAAAGGUGGACCAACAAUCUUUCUUGCAGACGCGCGUGCACUCGUUGACACAGGCACUAAUCAAGUCAAACCAACACCACAAACGAACCCAGGAGCACUUAACGUGGGCCCUCGAGGAGCACGCGCUGGUGCAGCUGGAAAAGCAGCAGCUCCAAGCUCAGCUAAGCUACAUGAAGUCAUUGCACAACGGAGACCGAGCGCCGCCGACGUCGUCUUUGGGCAACUACGACGAUGACAACAACGACGUCGACAUGUUCCUUGAAGGCACUUCGCACACACCUACCAUGUCCUUCACCACCGUCGCCCACCAACUGCGCCAGGAUAACGACGCCCUCAAAGCCGUUUUUGCCUCCCAUGUCGCCGAAAUGCAGCAUGCGAUGGCCCAGAUGUCCAUGUCCCUGCAGCAACAAGUAGAGGCCUCUCAGUCACGGACGAGGCGUCUGUCCCACUACGACUCGGACAUGGCGGCGCUACAAGCCAAGUGUGCAGAACUGAUGGCGGAGCGCAGGCACCUUCACAACACAGUCCAGGAGCUUCGAGGCAACAUUCGCGUGUUUUGUCGGCUGCGACCUCUCGGCACGACCAUGAAGGCGACAAAUGGAGCGCUCGCGUCUGCCAUCCGCGUCGAAUCGGAAACGCGCGUCGUUGUGGCCCAAGAGAGCGCGCCGUCCGUGGCAACUUUUGACGUCGAUCGAGUGUUUGACCAGCAUCACACGCAGCACGAUGUGUUCUUGGAAGUUGAGCCGCUCAUUACGUCUGCCCUGGACGGGUACAACGUGUGUGUCCUCGCGUAUGGACAGACUGGAUCAGGGAAAACGCACACGAUGCUCGGAAAUCUCAACAGCGACGUCAACAAGGGGCUCUGCCCGCGCGUGUUUCGCCAAGUGUUUGACCAAGGCCAAGACAACCAGUCCGAGGUAGAAAUGCACCUGUCGGUGCUGCAAGUGUACAACGAAAAGGUGCUCGAUCUCGUGCAGCCGUCGCCGGUGCCGCUCGACAUUCGAGUCGACAAGAAGCUUGGCGUGACUGUGCCCAACCGCACAUGGGUCGCAGUGUCGAAAGUGGAGGAGUGCAUGCUCGUGAUGGAAAAGGCAUUGCGCCAUCGCGCUGUCGCGGCCAACGACUUGAACGACGCGAGCUCUCGGUCGCAUUGCAUCACAUCGCUCAAGGUGCGGCGCACCAAGCCGUCGUCGACCCAUGCGCGCCAUGGCGACGUCGUCGUCGUCGAAUCAAAGAUCAACUUGGUCGACUUGGCCGGGUCGGAGCGCCUUGGGUCGUCCAACUCGGAGGGUGAACGGCGUAGCGAGGCGCAGCACAUCAAUAAGUCGCUCCUAGCGCUGCGCCACGUGCUUCUGCAGUUGAAAAACAAGCAAGACUACGUGUCGUAUCGCGAUAGUAAGCUCACGCUGUUGCUCCAGGAUGCCAUCGGCGGCCAUGCCAAGACACUGCUGUUCGUGUGCGUGAACCCGGCGGCAUCCUGUGCCCAUGAGACCAAGUGCUCCCUCGCGUUUGGCGAACGAGCAAAUGCCGUCGAGUUGGGUCGUGCCAAGCAGCACGUCAACACCAUCCACCGUGGAAACAGCAAGAACGUAUGA